This is a messenger RNA of Lasiodiplodia theobromae, 1740 nucleotides long. Its product is annotated as Glycoside hydrolase family 43. Bases 1 to 1740 code for a protein of 579 amino acids. The record is from RefSeq and is a predicted model, not a curated record. The transcript has a single exon. Gene Ontology annotation, molecular function: hydrolase activity, hydrolyzing O-glycosyl compounds. Gene Ontology annotation, biological process: carbohydrate metabolic process. Lineage: Eukaryota; Fungi; Ascomycota; Dothideomycetes; Botryosphaeriales; Botryosphaeriaceae.
AUGGAUAUCAUUUCUGUGGCGCUUCUCCUACUGGCAGGUGGGAGCAGUGCUACUAAUACAUCAUACUACACAAACCCUGUUCUUCCUGGCUUCCAUCCGGACCCCAGUUGUAUCUAUGUUGAUGAACUGGACCAGACAUUUUUCUGCGCUACUUCAACUUUCACGGCAUUCCCGGGAGUUCCGAUCCAUGCCAGUAAAGACCUUGUCAACUGGAAGCUCGCCAGCAACGUCUUGAAUCGGCGCGAGCAGAUUCCAGAUUUUGCAUCAGCACCAACGGGACAAGACGGCAUCUUCGCCCCGACUCUCCGCUACCAUGAUGGAACUUUCUACCUCAUAACGACCAAUGUUGCCAUCUCAUCGUACCUCGAUUUCACGAUGGACAACAUCAUCUUCACGACCACGGACCCGUACAACAGCUCAUCGUGGAGCAUCCCUACCUCGUUCGACUUCGCCGGCUACGACCCAAGCCUCUUCUGGGACGAUGACGGCACAGCAUACUACGUCGGCGCUGCAGCGACAGCAACCGGCACCGCCAUCGGCCUCGCCACCAUCGACACGUCGACCGGCGCCCUCGGACCCAUCAGCUACCCGUACAACGGCACCGGCAUCGGCACCUCCGAAGGCCCGCACCUCUACAAGAAGGACGGCUGGUACUACAUCCUCGUCGCCGAGGGUGGCACUGCCAGGAAGCACCGCGGCGCCAUCGCCCGCUCCCGCAACGUCACCGGCCCGUACGAGAACUACGCCGGCAACCCCUUCGUCGCCGCUGCCAGCAACUCGUCGUACAUCCAGAGCGUCGGCCACGCGGAUCUGUUCCACGACGCGGCUGGGAACUGGUGGGGCGUGGCGCUAGCGAUGCGCUGCGGACCCGAGUUCGAGACAUACCCCAUGGGCCGCGAGACCGUCCUGUACCCGGUGUCGUGGCCGGAGGGCGAAUGGCCGGCGCUGGUGCAGGGCGUGAGUGGCAGAAUGGAGGGCCCGCUGCCUCUGCCGCGGGACAACCGUAGUCUUCCUGGCGAGGGUUCUUUCCACGACGCGCCUGAUGUGGUGGACUUUGAGCCAGGGACUACGUUGCCGGAGCACUUCGUUCACGUGCGCUUCCCUAAGGACGGGGCUUACGUCGUAUCUCCGCCGGGACGAGAGAAUGCGCUGCAGUUGGCUCUUUCGCCGAGGAACUUGUCGUCGCCCUUGUCCACUCACGUCAACCUUACCAAGGACAUUACGUUUGUGGGGCGCAGGCAGGUGGACACGUUGUUUACGUUCAGCGUUGAUUUGCUGUUUGAGCCUGCUGCACUGGGUGAAGAGGCCGGUGUGGCUGCCUACCUGGACGAGAAAAGGCAUGUGGAUAUGGGAAUCACGUACGGCAAUGGGCUUGAACCACGCUUGCGGCUACAGGCUUUUAGCAGCAACGAGAACGUCACCGUCCCAUCAGACGUGUGGGCACCGCUCCCGGCUGGCUACAAGGCGGGUGAUCUGGUGCGCUUGGAAGUUAGAGCGGCGAAUGUGACGCACUUCACCUUUUCGGUGGGCGUGGCAUCAGAGUCACAGGAAGAUGAUGUCCAGAUGGCAGUUGUAGGAUAUGCUGAAGGGAGCCUCCUUAGCGGUGGGUAUACAGGAACGAUUCUUGGGGCUUACGCGACGAGUAAUGGUGUGGUAGGUAACGGGACAAGCAAGGCCUUUGUGAGUCGAUGGAGGUAUCAGGGACAAGGGCAGUACAUUGGCGAUGAGCAGUUCGUUUGA